GAAGCUGUGCGGCGGGCCUGUAGGCGGGCCUGGCCACCGGCCGCGCUCAGGCUCAGAUCAGGUCGGGGAGUCGCCGCGCAGCCAACACCUACCUACGGCGAGUGUCGCCGCAGACAUCCUUUAGUCCUCGACGUACGAAAUCGAGAUGUGGUGGUCGCGCGCCGCGGUCUUGUUGCUGGUGGCGGUGCUGGUGCGGGGAGGGCCUGCGCCCGGGCCCCACCACAAGCGCCUGCACCGCGAGCGCUACGUGGAGAAGCACGUGGUGCACUACUCGGCCGACGACUCGUACGGCGCCCCCGCGCAGCCCGCCCGGGCGUACCAGCCCUGCCCCGUGUGCGGCGGCGGCGGUGGUGGCGGCGGGUCCUCGGCGCAGUCCUCGGCCCAGUCCUCGGCGUCCAGCCAGGCCAGCGGCGGCGCUGGCGGGGCGUCCUCGAACGCCCAGUCCUCGGCCCAGAGCGCGUCCUCGGGGUCCGGCGGGGACUCGCAGUCGCACAGCCAGUCUCAGGCGUCCUCCUCGGCGCAGGCCAAUGCCCCGGUCGCCGCGCAGCAGCCCGUGUACCAGGAGUACCAGGAGUACCAGCCGCCCCCGCAGCGCCCCGUGUACCAGGAGUACCAGCCGCCCCCACAGCGCCCCGUGUACCAGGAGUACCAGCCGCAGGAGUACGUCGCGCCGCCCCAGCAGCAGGUGGCGCCCUCCUCGGGGUCCCACUCGCACAGUCAGGCGCAGUCUGAGAGCCAGGCGCAGUCUCACGGGGGCGGCGGCGGUGGCGGUGGCUACUGCACCGUGUGCGGUCAGCCCGUGCCCUCCGGGCCCUCCGGCGGCGGCUCCAGCUACUCCAGCGCCAACUCCCAGGCCGCCGCCGGGGCGGGCUCCGUCGACGUCAACGUGAACGCGCCGGCCGUCGGGGGCGUCGUCAACGACGCUCUGAACAUUCCCGUGUCGGUGCUCGGCGCAGUCAACACGUUCCUCAACAACAAGGCGGCCGCACGCCGGGAAGCCGCCCUCACGUCACCGCCCGUGCCCGUCUACGACACCAAGUACAAGUCCACGACGUGGUCCGAGUCCGGGUCGCAGGCGUCCUCGGGCGCGCAGGGCUGCGGCGCGUGCGGCGGCGCCGGCUCCAACUCGUACUCGGGGUCACGCACGCGCACCAGGACGCGCCUGCGCCAUCGCCGUCCCGGCCCGGCCGUGCACAACCCGGAGUUCUUCAACGACAUCUUCAACAUCCCGAUCUCCGCGCUCAACUCGGUCGGCCAGCUGGUGGGCAACGCCGCGACUGGUCUCGGUGACGUGAACGUGAACGUGGCCGGGUCCGGCUCCAAGUCGUCGUCCUCGUCGAGCGCCGGGUCCAACGCCGGCGGCGGCGGGGGCGGCGGCAGCUCCUCGUCCAGCGCCCAGUCGCAGGCGAGCGCGCAGGCCUCCGUGUCCUCGGGCCUGGGGGGCUUCAGGGCGGCCGGCUCGCAGGCCCAGGCCAGCGCCAGCUCCAGCGCCAACAGCGGCGCCCACGGCAAGUGAGCGCGGAGCGCGGUCUGGCCUGGCGCGGGCCGGCGCCGUGGGCGUAGGCCACCCCUCCACCACGCAGCGCUUGCGUCAACGCCGGCGCGGCCCGCCUCACCUGUGAGCUCACCGGACUGCAUUUGAAAACUCGUCGCGCGCCCCGCCCUCUCUGCGCUCUCACUUCAGACGUAUUCAUAUUCAUAUACGCGAGCGGCGGCGGCGUUUUGGCGGAAUUUCAACCAAGUACAAAAAAAUGAAAAAAGAAAAAGAACGAACGAAUUAUGGAGGCACCGGCUCCCUUGCUUUUACCGGGCCUUUUGGUCUGAGCCUGCAGCGGGGUUGGUACCGUGCACACUUUGUGCCUCGACAUGGAGAAAUGCCGAGUGAAGGACGCGCGAGAUCUCUACAUCACCACCUCCUCAACGCCUCUACAGGCCUGGCAGUGCUGGCAGACUGCAGUAAAUCAUAGUGAGCAGUCGCGAAGGCACCAACGUCAAUCCUGUUGCGAUGCUGUAUCAAGUUUUUAUUUUGUGUGGGUAGGGGGGGGGGGGGAAAGGGAGUUAAAAUUAUGAUUAUUUUUAAUGUUCUGCACUGUUUUGUGUUUACUGUGAUAUGUUCUGUUAACGAGCACACGACGGUUAGUUUCUCGCCUGCCUUUCUCUAAGCGCAGGUACGCUAUAGAGAGACGACACUGUGAUAAUGUUAAGGAGCGACUUCUGAAAUGAAAAAAAAGAGAGAGAGAACACAUAUAAAACAUUAUUAAUGAUUCA
Messenger RNA from Frankliniella occidentalis (western flower thrips), 2268 nucleotides. Its product is annotated as fibroin heavy chain-like. NCBI's taxonomy places the organism in Eukaryota, Metazoa, Arthropoda, Insecta, Thysanoptera, Thripidae. The record is from RefSeq and is a predicted model, not a curated record. The transcript has 8 exons. The coding region runs from base 146 to 1516 and encodes 456 amino acids.